Molecule: messenger RNA, 3802 nt
Organism: Pogona vitticeps (central bearded dragon)
Lineage: Eukaryota; Metazoa; Chordata; Lepidosauria; Squamata; Agamidae
Gene: FAM217B
Product: family with sequence similarity 217 member B
Source: RefSeq, a predicted model, not a curated record
UAUUAAGCGAAGGGCGGCCGGGCGGCGAGCGAUGCACCGGGUUUGUUUACUGCCGCAGCUCCGAGGAGGCGCUACAGUAGUAUAUAGCCGGGGCUCCGGUUUUUUGCUGCGGCUGCUGCGUCGCCGAGGGAGGCUGGCGAUCCGGUGCUUCGCUUGCAGCUGGGCUUAAGCCGAUGUAAAAUACAAAAAACAGGAAGGGUGGGGAGGGGGAAUGUGCGAUCCCCCUAGAAUGGGACCGGCCAUUCGGGAAUACCCUCUCUUGCUGCGCGGGGAGAGCCAGCGGAGCGAAGCUCUCGUUUAUGAAAUCCACAAGGGAAAAAGAAUGGUAACUUCCAGUGGCGAAAGGAACCAUGCAGGAGCCAAAGAACUAAAAAAUCUUCCCCGUGCCAAGGAACUAAAAAACCAUCCGGGUGCCAAGGAACUAAAGAAGUCCCCACCCUGUGUAAAACCACCUCCCAGCAAAAUAGGGAAAAAUGUUUGCAUUCCUGUCGAAAAGAGUUCCUGUCAGGCCACAGAAAACAGACCAACAAAUAUGCACUACAAAGGAAAAAAACAACUUUAUGAAGGACAGCAGCCAAACAGAACAACCAACGUUUGCACGUCCUCGCUCAGAGCAGCACCAAGGUUAAAAAAGGAGCUUGUGCCGAGAAAGCCUUAUGAGACUGAAGAUAGCAAAAAUCUGUCUGUCUUUAAGUAUCCAUCAUGGAGUAAUUCCAGCAAAGGGGAAGAUGUGCUAAUUCAGAGCUUUUAUUGCAAACAAAAGGAGCAUUUAGGGAGAGACUCUGAAGAUCACCCAGCGGAAUCAGGGCCUUGUAGCCCUGUAUGUGAAGGCGCGUCUGCUGACGCCAUGUUUCUGGACUUUGCCUCUGUGCGAAUCAUGAAAGAAGAUUCUGAUGAAGACAGUGCCAGCGACCUUUCUGAUUCGGAGAGAAUUCCCAUUCCCCCUUCGCCUUGCACUCCGCCAGAGCUGAACCUCAGAGCGGAAGAGAUUGACCCCCUUUAUUUUGAACACCUCUUUGAUGCUAAAUUUAAGCAACCUGAUUAUUAUUACCCUGACUUCCUCCCACCCCCGUACAACACUUGGGACUUAAAAGGGCUCGCAGUGUUUGUCAACACAGAGUGUAAAUCGGAACCGGAAGCUCAGCCGGUCGGAUUUCUUGAGAAGUACAUCGACCGGCUUUUGGAACUGGAGUGGCUGCAGUUACAAACCAUAGAAGCCGAGAAAGGGAAGGCAGCCAGAGGUAGGCCUCAGACAGCUCCCGUUGGCCUUCGGACCUUAAAAAGUCCUGGCAAAAGCAAAUUGUUGCACAGUCCUUUACUGAACAAACCGCCGACUCCCCAUGAAAGCUUUCCAAGACUCCUCACUGGCCAUUCAGGCUCCCGACAAGAGUUGCAGAGGGAAAGAGGUAGCCAGAUUGUUCCUUGUGAGGGAAAGCUAAAAGCAGCUCGGGCAAAGAGUGGCCCAUCACCUCAUCAGAGGCGUUUGGGUGAAGGAAGGAAUGAGGCAAAACAGCGGCCUCCCAUCAAGCAGCAGCCUGUCAGCCGCUAUUCCUCUGACACCAGCUCUAUGAUCCAGGGAGCAGGCAACAUCAGACCGCUCAAGCAGCCUUCUGCUUUCCACAGUCCAGCUGUUCCUCUCAAGGGACUUCCAGCCCACACAGGCACAAAUCCCAAGAAGAAUGGCAAUGCAAACAGUUACCUUCCAUCCAAAAAAGCUUCAGGGGACAAGAAACUAAAAGCAAGUGGUGCAAAGCCGGCGUCUUGUAAAUUUAAGUAACUUUCCAGCAGGGAUUGUUAGGUUCAUUGCACUAGUGAGUGGAAGGUCCUUUUGAGUGUGGUACAGAAAGAGAGGAGGAUGCGGGUAGAUGCAGAGCUUAGAGAAGUUACUUCAGUUGCUUCUGAAAGUUGUUGCCUGAAAAAAAUAAUAAUAACAUUCCCAAACACUGGCUACUUAUGCAGAUGCCUACUCUGUACUGGCCUUCCCCCUUUCCAUGUUGUGAUUGGCAGCAAAAUCCUGAUUCACCCUUCCCAGAAAACAUAGUAUGGAAAGCUACGGAGCUCAUCCUGUCAUUGACUGCCAAUCCAAGGCCCUGCCCAAGAAAAACUUUGCUUUUCCAGGAUUCCCUGCAGUAGAACAUCAAGACAUGUUUAGAGCCCACGUGAUUCUGAGCUGUCUGUCUAUGUGUUUUUGUUUGUUUAUUUAUUUAUUCAGAAAACAUCUGCAGUGACUAGGUAAAUAACAAUAAUCCUUUUUCUGCCAGGGUAAAUUUUUGCAGUUUUUAUAGCUUAGAAAUGUGAUCCUAUGUGUUGAAGCAGAUGUCGCUGUGUCAGGAGACCAUGUUGGUUUACAGACUUACUUAAUUUUCUCAUCAUUCAUUCUUUUAUUUCAGCACAUACUAGCACUUUCAUAUUCAAUACUUGGGAGUUCCUCACCUUGUAGUGGUGUUUCCCAAUUACAGAAUAGGCUUGCAAUGUAUAUUUAUUUAUUUAUUAGCAUUUCUGGGCCACUUGUCGGCCAUAGACAAAGGCCCCCCUAAAGCUAUUUCUGAUACCUGUGUAUUCACAAAUACUUGAAGAGGAGUUAUUUUCUUUAUUGGAUAGACUCCCAAGUGGAAUGUUUCAGAACUCUUACUGUGGAGGAGAUCAAUGGAGGAGAAGGGCUUUUUUUAAAAAAAUUUUUGUCAGUUUGAUGGUGGAAACUAUGUGGCAUAGGGAAGUGUAGAUGCCUUUGAAGAUUUAUGCCACCUAGCUAAUCAGACAGAGGGAUGUAAAGGAGAGCAUGGUGAGUUGACGAAGAGGAUUCAGCAUUCAAAAUAAAUGCAGCAGUCACAUAAAGACUGUGACCUGCAGGAGGCCUUGCUAAGUAGCCACCAUUCAUAGUGGAUAACAGAUGCCAGGUGAGGGCUAACCUGUGACUCUACAACAUGCCUAAGAUCAAGCCAAAUUGCCCAAAGUUUCUGAGAUUUAAUUCCCCAGGAUGAUGCAUACAGAGCAAUGGCAGAAGGCAGUCUUCUCAUGACAGCAGCAUGUGAAGAGAUAUGCACUAUAGUUGUGUUGUGAAAACACUGGUUUACUACUAGUUGCUUCAAAGUGUGUUGUAAGAGUGACAUAAUCAGUUCAAAAUUCAUGGCCAGGUUGUUUGUGUGCCUUGAGUGAUCACGCCACCUGUUUCAUAAUAUUUUAUAUAAUAACAGCAAAAAAUAUUUUCUGUACGGUGAAGUGUCUUCCACUGUUCUUCCGUUAAGGAAUUGUUUGUUUUCUCACCCAGAAGGACGUUUAAGAGCAUACAGAUUCUUUAUUUAGUUUGUGUAUGAUGGAUUUCUUGCUGUACGGAAUGAGCAAGUAAAGAGAAUUAGGUCAACCCUUUUGCCCCAUUUAGCUGCUAAUUUACAAUUUCUGCUGUGCAAUUUGCAAACAUUUUGUUUUUCCAUCCAGAGCCUUAGCAGGUGUAAGAAUGACCCAGCAAGCUUUAUCUGUGCAAAGUCAAAGAUGUCUGCACAUAUUCCCAUCGCCUUAGGAGGACUGAAAGCUUUCUCCUUUGCAUGGACUCUUCACCAUUGUAGGGUUAUGAGAGGAUUUCCAGAUAUUGAUGCCCUCCGCGAAGGUAAGCGUAAAUCUAGAAGUGGCGUCUGCUGUAGAUUUUGCACAACAAUUGAACAAGAACACAGUUAAAAGCCUGCUUUGUUACCAAACUAGUCACACGCAAAAGAGAGCCAAUGUUGUCUGUUGGUCAGUGUGUUGGAUUAGGACUCGGGAGACACUGGUCCCACUCAGCCAUGGAAACUCAUAGGUGUUGGUGGCA